AUGAAGAAGAUGUUUGUGCUGGUCUUCGCUCUCGCUCUGCUGGCUUUCUCCUCAGAAGCCUCCCCGAUUCUGACAGAAAAGCAAGCCAAACAGCUCCUGAGGUCAAGGCGACAGGACAGGCCCAGCAAACCUGGAUUCCCUGACGAGCCCCUGCGGGAGUAUGUACACCACCUCCUGGCCCUGGAGCACCGUGCCGAGGAGCAGUUUCUGGAACACUGGCUGAAUCCCCACUGCAAACCCCACUGCGACAGGAACAUCGUCCACCCUGUGUAA
This is a messenger RNA of Psammomys obesus (fat sand rat), 273 nucleotides long. RefSeq names its product chromosome unknown C17orf67 homolog (gene CUNH17orf67). Bases 1 to 273 code for a protein of 90 amino acids. The transcript has 3 exons. The record is from RefSeq and is a predicted model, not a curated record. NCBI's taxonomy places the organism in Eukaryota, Metazoa, Chordata, Mammalia, Rodentia, Muridae.